UCAUCUCACUACCUUGUCGACUGCCUGGUCCGAGAGUAUCAGCACCAGGAGUAGCUCCUCACUCUGCUGCUUCAAGGUACCUUUGGACAGGCACUGAGGGCGGAUCACACCCGCAAAGUAGCUAGGAAGGUUGUGCUGUCGUCUGGCACCAUGUUUUCCUAUGCUAUUAUGAACGAGAGUUGGAUGAUCCUGAGCUGGGUGAUGCUGCAGCCUGAGUGUGAUAGGUCCCUUUAUACCAUGUAUGAGGGUCUGUCACAACGCUACACUGCAGCAGGAGUGCAGAAGGCAAACUUCCAGUGGGUUGACAGGGACUGCUGUGCUGCCUUUAAGGUCCUGCAACCUGAGGCUCAGGAUCACAUCUCAUGGGACUGCCGGAGGACGUCAGAGGCCAUCGUGGCACAAGCAACCUCUGGAAACCUGGCAAACAACAGUGCCUCAAGACUCAAGUUUAACCAAGACAUCACCAUCAAGUUAGACUUGUUUCACUGCAUGCGCCGGUUUACCAGAGAGUAUGUGUCAGAACACCAUCCAUUUUAUAGUUCCUUCUCCCAGUUCCUCUCUGCAGCGUUCGUUGUGGUGGACCAGAGUGACCUCAGGAGGCUCCAGGAGGCAUACACGUUCUUCAGAAUCUCUCCUGCUGAUCCCACCAAGCAGCACAUCAGAGAGCACUGUAGAAUGACAGUGCCACAGCCCAGAGAACUGCUGCAGAGGGUAGAAGAUGUGUUACAUCAUUUCUACCUGGCAAAGGACAGCAAGGAUGUGCCCCUCUUCAAGGCCUCCAUGUUGAGGGUGUGGAGGAUCCAACGCAUCUACAUCCUGAGAGGCUGCCUGAGCGACCCAGAGGUGACGUAGGGAAUCCUAUACAGGUAUGGUGGCACCUUGCAGCUCAAUUACACCAAGGGCACAGGAGCUGCUGUACCUAUUUGGAUUCCCCUGAGAGGCACAUCUCAGCAGGAGGGCUUCCACCUUCACCAAAAAAAAGUGGGUGACAGGGAACCGGGUUUCCUGUGAGCUCUUCCAGGCCCAGGCCUUGACUGGAGUGGUGAGGUGGAACUUUCAGAGGCUGGUGGUCCUGACGCAGCCUGGUGUGGAGCUGCCAGCUGUGUUUGACCCCCUGUUGAUCACACAACUCAACACAGCCUCUGUCAGAGUGACAGGGAGGGCCAAAUAUGCAGCUCUACAGACAUUAAACAGGGACACAGGGGAGCGAUUUGGGCUGCAGUAUGUAGAACUGGGCUGCCGUCCGGUUGUUUUAGACUGGGACAUACACGGGACACAAGUCAACACUGAAGCUGCUGAAGUCAUGGAGAUGGAGUAUCACUUCUCUGAUGCUGCAGUGAGCACAGACUCCCAGGUAAUCCAGGUUAAUCACUCUGUAAAUUACUGACGGACUGACAGACAGAUUGAAGAAAUCACUAUACUUGAUUCUAUAUUUCAGGAGCCCAGUGAUGAUGGAGUUGGACCAGUGCCAGUCCUGUCUUCCCAACAGUAACAGGGAUUGUGCUGCUGCCCCUCACCAACUUCCAUUCUGUCACUGUUUCUGUCAGUGGUUCAGAGAGAUGCUGGAUUGUAUGGCUCUCAUAGAGGGGGUGGGUCUGAAUUGAUGUUAUGGACAGUUACAGUCAGGAAACUUUCAGCAGCCCUAGAAGUCACUGUGCCUGUUGUGACCUUGCCCCCUGCCACGUUCAACCCUCCACCUGUGGCUCCCCCCCAAGAGGAGUCACUGAGCCGAGCCACAGUGGAUAAGAUUGUCAAAGACAUUCUAGGGAAACAGCAACAACAGCAGGAGGAGCAGAAGGAGAAGACCAGGAACUGUGUAGCCUGCGGUCAGCCAAAGUCCUGAUAUCUCGGCGAUGGCUCUUCUGUUCAUUUUUUUUAAUAAUCAAAAACGGAAAAGUACUUCUACUGCUCCACGAAGGUGUUUAACACGUAUGCAGCUGAGGGCCUCAAAGACUCUCGGAUGUCUUUCCAGGACUUUGCUGCAUGUCCUUUCUUUGAGUGGGAGCUGGAGACGGCCAAACAGAGGUCGGCUGAGUGGUGGAAGGUGGCAGAGGAGAGGGCAAAGAGGAAGAGUGAGGUGCAGCUGCCAAAAGGUCGUCUGUGCAGUGCGGCCGGGAGUGCGGCCAGGAGUGGGGAUUUCAGCACCAUGGACAAGCAUCUCCUUUUAAAUGUGUUUGCUGCUAGCGAAAUUAUACAUAAUAAAUGAAGACAGUAACAUUUUUUCAAUAAAAAACAAUGAGUUGAACGUUCAUUUCAAGCUUUUGUACUACAACGAAUUUCAGAAUUGUGUGAUUGCGGCCGGAGAGCAGGCAGCAGCGCUUGAUGCAGGAAACUCAAUAUGGACUUAAAAAUCAGUUUCGGAGUGGGGGUGGUU
Molecule: messenger RNA, 2374 nt
Organism: Epinephelus fuscoguttatus (brown-marbled grouper)
Lineage: Eukaryota; Metazoa; Chordata; Actinopteri; Perciformes; Serranidae
Exons: 2
Coding region: 151-852 (233 amino acids)
Source: RefSeq, a predicted model, not a curated record